CUGAAAUGCAGGCGUAAGCCUUUAACGCACACUCGCCUGCGCUUACUUCAAACUGAACCUUACGCUGAGUCGGUUGUCCGUACGUGCGGUCGGGAUAUUUUUUAACAUUCUGCAACUUGGCAAGAAGAGUUUGAAGAACAGGUACAAAAGUGCGUGCAUCAUCACGGGUCUCAGUUGAGAAGAGUCUGUGUGUGUGUUUUAAUUGAUUGUUUGGGCCAGUUGCAGUGCCCAAAACACAGCAAGAAAAGAUUGUGAUAACUCAUUCACGUGCAAUAGUGUGCCUUAAAAACAAUGCCGAUACGUCGUUGUUGCUAAAGUUCCCGUGAAACAACACACACCGAGUAGCGAGCCGCGCGCGGUUGGUGUGAUCUGAAAUUUGACGAUCGUCAGAAAGUGAAUCUUUUACCCGGAAGUAGCAUUCCGGUACUGUUUGUGCGUGUGUGCGUGCGUGUGUGUAUUUGUUACACAAAUUGUUUGAAAUAAGCGGCCCCAGUCUCCUCCUUCCCCGGGAGCACUACACAGCUUGUCACAUGAAUCAACAGCACCACAAUCAUCACAUCAUGAGCUCGUACGGUGCCAGCACUGAAAACAGCGGCUCGAACCAACAGUCGACACAGAGCAUCGCCGACUACCUGGCACAGCUGCUGAAAGACCGCAAACAGUUGGCCGCCUUCCCGAACGUGUUCCUCCACAUCGAGCGGCUGCUGGACGAGGAAAUUUCCAAAGUCCGGGCCUCCCUGUUCCACAUCAAUGGCGUCACGAAGGAACCGCUACAGCUGCCCGAAGCCGAGGGCGAAUCGGUUACCAUGAACGAGAAGGUGUACGUCCCGGUGAAGGAAUAUCCCGACUUUAACUUUGUGGGACGCAUCCUCGGACCGCGCGGCAUGACCGCGAAACAGCUCGAACAGGAAACCGGAUGCAAGAUUAUGGUCCGAGGGAAGGGUUCGAUGCGGGACAAGAAGAAGGAGGACGCGAACCGCGGCAAACCGAACUGGGAGCACCUGUCGGACGAUCUGCACGUGCUGAUCACGGUCGAGGACACGGAAAAUCGGGCCUCGAUCAAGCUGAAGCGUGCGCUGGACGAGGUGAAAAAGUUGCUCGUACCGCACGCCGAGGGUGAGGACGAGCUGAAGAAGCGGCAGCUGAUGGAGCUGGCCAUCAUCAACGGUACGUACCGGGACUCGACCACCAAGGUGGCGCCGGCCGACCAGACCUUCAACUUCGACCCGCAACAGUACACGGACGAGCGGUGGAAGCUGGCAGCGGCGGCGGCAGCCGAUACCCGCAUGCUGAACCCGCUGGCCGCCGCCAACCUGGCCGCGGCGAAUUCGCUCGCCGGCCGCACCGCACCGAACCCGCUCGGGGCGCCCAUCAUCCUGUCGCCCCGCAUCUCCGUCCCGACGACUGCUGCCAGCCUGAUCCCGGGGUCGGGUCCGCCGCCGACGAUCGAUCACACGACCGGGCUGAUCUACGCGUCCCCCUACACGGACUACAGCUAUGCGCUGGCGGCCGCCGGCAAUCCGCUGCUCACGGAGUACGCCGAUCACAGCUUCUCACGGCUCGGGUGCUACGCUGGACCGCGCCUGGGGCAGAUGAGAGUCUAACAACGGCGAAAACCACCCAAAAAUACGAUUAAAAAAAAUAGGCAAAGAAAAACCAUGUGGUGGUGUGGUCCCGGCACUUGUGGCUGGGCGGUACACCCUACUACACCCUACUACUCACUGCUGCAUGCGCGCGAUCAUCUGUCAGGUCGAGAUUUCCGUAAUGCAACCGCUCGGGAGCUGGUUUCCAAUUUCAUCGCCCGAUCUGCCUAAGCGUGUGGAGAACGGAUGUGAGCGUUGAGGCUAGCGAGAUACCUCAGCGGAAGAAGGCUAAAGGCUUCUAACUGGAGACAAGAGAGUCGCAAAAGACACAUCUUCCUGUCGUGCAAAAGUCUCUUUCAAUGUUCCAGGUCCGGCAAUUCUGAAACGAAAACAACGAUCUCCUCACGAUGGCGCAACCGAACGGCCAUCUGCGUACGGUGCGGUUGCAUGGAUACGAUGGGGUGCCAUACCAUCCUUACCAGCAGCAGCAGCAGCAGCAGCAGGCGGCUUUACCGGACCAAUACUUUCCUCAGUACCAUCAUCACAGCCAGCAGCCCCAGCAGUACGGCUUGCCCCAGCUGUAUCAGCAUCCUGCGUUCCAGUAUCAGCAACUAUUGCACCACCGUACACAGCCGCUGCGGCAUACCCAUCAGCCGCACCGUCUCCGCUAACGUUUUACUGACGAAGCUUCUUCCCUGACAUCCGGUUACAUCUCGCCCGCUUUGAUCCGGUCACCUGCGUCCAUCAUCUGGCGUGACGGACCAACCGUACACAAGUACGCGGGUGGUGACAGCCCGCGCUCAAGUGCUAAACAGACGCAUCACCGGAAGGAAAAGUGUGCGUGUGCGGGUGUGUUAGAGGGAGAGAGAGAGAGUGUGUGUGUGUGUGAGCAAAUACCAACAUACCACUGCCGAUCGGUCACACAAUAUCGGGGAUCCAACUGACCAACAGGCCGGAAAUCGAUCGAUGACGUCGAUCGAUGGCGCGCUUUUGGAUGGCCGUGUGUGACUUCAUGCCGUUUUCUUGGGUCACAGUUUUUUUUUAACGCUUCUAUUCAAUGUGUUAUUUAUUCAUGCGUGGUAUGGUGGACAAAGUCUUCGAGUGGUCAGUCUGCGUUAAGGGUGACGAUUUUUUUUGUUUUCGUAUUUGCUGCUCCUCCUGCUGGUGACCCACAAGUGUUCAGGUUUUACGUCCGUUAUUACUCCGCGUCCGUCCGGUGGUGGAAGUGGCUUUGGGUGGUGUGUGUGUGUGAAGUGUGUACACCUGUUCGGUAUAGUAUUGUGUAUAUUUGUAGUAAAUUAUCAUAAAAAUCCAUGCCAUACCGGCGCGCUAAGGAACGGUGAGAUGCCGGAGCGCUAUGCUGCGCUGAUGUGCGGAUGGGGACACAUUACUUUCAACUAGUCUCUUCUCUUCGAGCACCAGGCAGAGCCGCUAGUUGCGAACAUCCCACUCCACCACCACCACGCGUGACAUCAUCUGCCUGAUGCGUGUUGGCGCAAAACCUGUAGAUAAGCUGGACAGCAGCUGGACAGAAACGACUGAUUUACUACCGAUCGGUUAGGAGGCAAGCAGGAGAGAGGAUCGGUGGUUGGGCUGCGCAGACGAAAGUACUGGCCAGUGGAAAGUAUUUAUCAUCGAUUAGUGAGCGAUCGAGCAGACUCGUCCACUCGUUGGGAGAUCGUUGGGGGGAAACAAUUAUUAUAAGGUGUGAUUCGUUCUUUUAAGUUUAGCCGAAACAAAACGGAGGGAAACAACGCCCAUCGCGCCGGGAACACUUGUAGCUACAUCUCAGAUAGUUUAACAUCAUCGUCAUAGGAUGAAGGUUCUUUUCAGUUUUUUUUUCUGUUGGUUGUUGUCUUGAGGGCACAGUUUCUUCCACAUUGUUGUGCGCCAAAUGCCAUUCAUUCGUCGGUCGGUCGGUCCCCCGUUUACGACAUAAUCAAAUUGAUGUGCAUACAUUCCAUAACUACCGUUAUAAGUCGACCAAGGGUCCAGCCCGAUGGGGUGGGGGGGGGAGGUGGGGGGGGAGGGGAGGUGUCUUGUUCACGAGGGCAGUUGAUUUAAGGUACUUGCAAAACGGAACACCAAAUCAAGGUGAAGAAUAAAAGGGCCGAGGGGCGAUACCGAGCGAAGAGUGGCCAUGAUGUUGGCCAAGAAGGAGCGCUGUAUCAUCGUGACAAAUGGCGUGUGCGUGUGUGUAUGCAGCUGGGUGUGUGGAGACAGUAAAGGUGCAAAAAACGAAACGAAAUUGGAAAAAGAUGAUCAAGGCCAAGCUUCGAAAGCGGAAGCAUUAAGAUGUGAGAGCCCCUCUGCACAAGGCACCAAAACAGAUUCACGCGCGAUGCAACCAAGAGUUGUUUUUUAAGUUUAAACGUAGGAAAAUUUAAAAGAAAAGGAGAAAUUUGCCUUCCGGCAAUGCCAUACCGCUUAGCCUUAGGUUGGGUGACCAAUAGAGGGGACGGACCCCACCCCCCCCCCCCCCCCCCCCCCCCCCCCGGGUUGGUGAUCGUCCGUUUGGAGUUGGAAGACAGCAGCCUAUUUGGGGAGUGGACCAACGGAUAACCGAGGAAACAGAAACAGCGGAACAGCUAGGAUGAAUGGAUGAAUGAAUGAAUGAAUGAUAUCGCAUGAACGAACCCCAGGUGUAUGGAUGGCCCCAAUAGCGCUGAACACAGGGGAGAGGAGGCACAAGUGUCAGGAGUGUUGUGCCCGAUUCCCACUGUCUCGAUAGCGGAUAAGCAAAUGAUCCCAAAAUUGAACCAAGUUACCAAGUAUUUGUGUUGUUCACAUUAGUUAGAGCCGCUGUUUUUAAAAAUACUCCAACCACGGCCAUCUUAAUAUUAUUAAAACAAAAACCGAUCCCCUAUGAUUUAUAAUACUUUUGAUACGACUUUGCAGUACUGUAAUUCAAAAAUGUUACUGUCCGCGAUGCAAUAGGAUGUAAGCUGUGGCAAACUAGUCUACCCCCCCGAGCGCGCGCGCUCAUAUGCGCACGUUUAGAUUAAGAGUCGAAUAAAAGGGAUGGGGCGAAACGGGGUGUGUGCGAAAACACGCAUCGUCAUCGGCCUUCGCCGGUAAACGAACUAGUAUUAUUUGAUGCUUAAGUUUGAUUUAUAAAAGGAAAAACAAGAAAUGCCCCCAGUAACUUAUAGACAUGCGUGUGUGUGUGUGUGUGUGGCCAUGCUGCGUGAAGGGCGCAAUUUUAAGGACAACUGCGAUAGCUGUUAGAUUUAGGCGAACGUAGUUAAGUGUAGCAAAUAUGUCUCGAUUAUUGUAGCAAAGCAAACGUGGUGAGAUGGUUCCGCUGCUGGAAGCAUUUUCACGCUAGUAUGCGAACACCACACCCUCUCUCUGCCCAUGCUACUGCUCUCCAUCCCUGCCAACUUUAUUCCUUUUUGUCCCAACCACGGGGGAAGCGAUCCCAAACUGCUGGGAAAGCAACCUUAAUGGAAUAUAAAAUAUACAUAUAUUAUACCGGUUAGCGAUCUAUUCUUAUUGUACUUCUAAUUUAUACGACAAGCAGCAAGAUUUGCUGCUAACCCGUACGGUACGGUGUAUACAUGAAGGUUUAUAAUUUAGUGUUAAAUAAAAUAUUACUACCCAUACGCCACAGGCAGGGGAUAGAUAGUUGGCGCGGCUUCAUGGAGCAAAAAAGAUCGUUUCUUACUACAACGCUCGAAACUGGCGCGAAGAAUUAAGCGGUAGUGAAGGCAUGCUGCGAACAUGAUGUUAGCGAUUUAUAGAAGUUUUUUUUUACAGAUAAGUGAAACAUUUUUUUAAAUAAAUGAAAACAAAAAACCGUAGUUUAAAAAAGCCGAAA
Anopheles stephensi (Asian malaria mosquito) is the source of this 5403-nucleotide messenger RNA. It is a transcript of the gene how, whose product is annotated as protein held out wings. The coding region runs from base 531 to 1604 and encodes 357 amino acids. The transcript has 5 exons. The record is from RefSeq and is a predicted model, not a curated record. Gene Ontology annotation, cellular component: nucleus. Gene Ontology annotation, molecular function: mRNA binding. Lineage: Eukaryota; Metazoa; Arthropoda; Insecta; Diptera; Culicidae. Gene Ontology annotation, biological process: regulation of mRNA splicing, via spliceosome.